CCGAGGGGGGUUCGAGGGUGAGCCCGGCCCUGCCCCGGCCCCGCUGCCUUUGCCAGGCGGAGCCUCCGGGGACCCCGCCCAGGCCCCGCAGCGGGGCCAAAACCGGCGGGAGCGGAGCGGGGGCGCCGCUGCCGCCGGGACCGGAGCGCGGGGAGCCGAGCAGCUGCGAUGGCCGAGGAGCUCAGUGAGCUGCUGAAGGAGUUCGACGAGGUCAUGGAGGACUUUGACCGCGGCCCUGCGAGUCAGUACCAGCAGCACCUGGAGGAGCUGAAGAGGAAAGUGGGACAGAGUGUGUAUGACAGUGGCAUCGAUGAGCUGGAGAGUGCCAGCACAUCCCCAGGAAGCAGCCUCAACUCCAGUGAGGAGCACCUCAACACUCCAGCUGACACUUACCCUACCAAAGCAAAGCUUGGAGACACGCAGGAGCUGGAGGAGUUCAUUGCAGACCUGGAUAAAGCCUUGGAGGACUGUCACCAUCCUCUGUGUCAUCCUGCAGAGAUGUGAGCUGUGGUGUGGAGCCUGGAGAGAAGCAGCCCCAGCCCUGAGUCUCCCUGAUGCUGCCUCUGCUUCUGCACCUCUGGCUGGGGUGAGGGUGGCUCCUGGGCCCUGCGGGGGACAGGGAUGGGCAGUGGGGACAAAUCCGGCUGUGGGAUGGUGGUGGCAAGGCCCUGCCAGUGCCAGGAGAGGACAGCCCUGGGCAGCACUGGGCCCUGCCCUUUGUGGGGUCUGGCAGCUCUGGGGACUGAGGGGUUUGGGGGGCAGCUGGGCCACUGCUGAAGCUCCCAGAGUGAUUUGGGGGAAGAUCAGCUUGCAGGACAUCAGCGUGACCUCAGUGUCCCCCCCAGGCCGGGAAACUGUUCCUUGGUGGCAUCUUCCACUGCUGACCUUUGCUCUGCAUGGGGAGCCCCAAAUCGGGCCCCUCUCUGCCCCCCAAGUGCCUCUGCCCCAGCUGCUGCUGUAAAUACUGUGAAAAAGAUGUUGUAUGCUGUACAGAGGGGACGUGGUUCUGUAAACAGGAUUUUAAACCUC
This is a messenger RNA of Prinia subflava (tawny-flanked prinia), 1029 nucleotides long. Its product is annotated as regulator of cell cycle RGCC-like. The record is from RefSeq and is a predicted model, not a curated record. Lineage: Eukaryota; Metazoa; Chordata; Aves; Passeriformes; Cisticolidae. Gene Ontology annotation, cellular component: cytoplasm. Gene Ontology annotation, molecular function: protein kinase binding; protein kinase activator activity. The transcript is spliced from 5 exons. Gene Ontology annotation, biological process: regulation of cell cycle. The coding region runs from base 169 to 504 and encodes 111 amino acids.